AUGACCGAGAGCACAGGAGCUACAGUCAUGCCUUGGCUUACUGAGCUCGAUGCUAUCGAUAUCUCGUGGAACACAACAGCCUUCGCACACAGUCAUCUCGGUAGACUCCCUCGGGAGCUGCUUGGAAGCAUCGUUGAGUUCGUUCCGAGUCGCGAUCUACCCGUUGUUGCACGCAUAGGCUGGGUACUACGUGAUGUAGCAGAGAAACGCCUAUACGCCGUUAUUAACAUCGAUUACGAAAGGACUGCAUUUCUACAUUGGAAAGAUGCUACAUGGUCUCUGCAUCGUACCCUAACCCGGCGGCCGGACAUUGCAAGGGCAGUCAAAGAAGUCCAAAUCCAGCUCUUCAAUAAGGACGUCAUCGUUGACACAGACACCUCCACACUAUUUGCAGGUGACAGAGUCUUGUCGUCUGCCGCCAAGGUUUCACUAAAUCAAAUCUUCAUUGGAGGACAGAUACUACUGCAGCACUUAACAAAUGUCGAUCGUUUGUGCGUAGCUCUCCGCCAGUCUACAACGCAGAGCUGGCAUCCAGGACUUCAGAAGUUGACUUACCUCGAGUUCGCUGGCGCUGAGUUCCACUGGGUCCUAGCCAAAUUGCCAUGCCUUCAAACGUUGCGCCUGACGCGUCCAUGUGUCAUCUUGCAUGAUGGUGCGGUGAACGAAGUCAAUACCAGUCUCAAGACUCUCAGCAUCAUGGCUCGCUUGGAAAUAUUGCAAGAAAACAGCCUGAAUUACGCUACUUUCUCACCAUUCCUCGCUCACUUUCCUUCGCUGGAGGAACUCGAAGUGAGGGUUUACGACCUCGAGGUUGAUAGCAUGCGUUUCGCUCAAACUCUUGGUUUCCAGGGCACCGAGCUCAACUACACUACCUUGAUCAACAGGAUCAAUGUAGUCGCUGCUCAUCUGAUAAAGCUCGACAUAGGCGUGUACGAUGACGAUGGAGUCCACGAUAUCGAGUCCAACAAUUUCCUCCUCGAAGUCCACCCCGGUCCUGGCUUUCAGCAAUUCAAAGCACUCAAGAACCUGGUGGUACCCUAUCAGUGCUUGUUGGGGCGAACAUCCUCGUCUGUAGACACCCUCCCAUCGCCUGCGACUAUCCUGCCCGCGUCGCUUAAAAGUCUGCAAAUUGACUGCCCACAGAUACACCUGUAUGAUUGGCUCACUCGCGUCGAAACAGUCCAGGAACAAUUUCCCUACUUGGAGAAAAUCACUGUCCAUUGUCAGGGUCCUCAUGGCGACGAUUACGCCGAGUUUUGUUUCGUCAACCACGGCCACCGCGCCACCGGUAUCAUGUUUGAGAUGGGUAUCUAUAUGUCUGUCGAGGGCCGAGUGCAAGAUUGGAAGGCGGAGUGGAACGAGUACGAUCUCGACAUACUCCGCGUGAUCGAAUGGCUCGAUUGUCUCCAUGCGUAGGGAGGGACUUGCAGGCGAGCAUAGCGGGGAGCGACACGAAUUUAGAUAGGUCAACACAGCACUGUAAUUGAGUCUCUGACGUGCACCGAGUGCAGUUCCCUCAUCCGAUGUUGUGAAGUGCACCUGGGCACUGCAGAAUCGUCCGUGUGACCCCCCUCAGCCCAUCGAUUAUCACCUCCCACCAGUAUACUGCACACAUCAGCGUUCCGAGUCCUGAUGAAGCCACCGUGACGACCAACGCAUGACCGUUUCUCCGCCGCACCCAAUCCUGGCUCUUGGCAUUCCACUCCGCACAAAACCCUCAACCCACUUUUCGCGGCGCACAGUCCCCAUCCGAGCAUUAGCCUCAUCCGCACAAACACCGCAGGUGG
This is a messenger RNA of Boeremia exigua, 1787 nucleotides long. RefSeq lists its product as uncharacterized. The coding region runs from base 1 to 1416 and encodes 471 amino acids. The transcript is spliced from 2 exons. NCBI's taxonomy places the organism in Eukaryota, Fungi, Ascomycota, Dothideomycetes, Pleosporales, Didymellaceae. The record is from RefSeq and is a predicted model, not a curated record.